UCUUCUUGAACCUUUUAGUUAUGGCUUCAUAUCUUAUUUCGCGUUCUUUAUGGUUGUCUUCUCCAAAGAUAACUUAUAACAAGAAUGUUUUCGACCUGAUUAGCUGUUGUUGGGUGUCGUCCAGAGUUUUACCGAGAUUCGACGUGAAAGAUAGUCGUCCAAGAGAACUGGAAGCUUUUAGUUUGACGUCAGACACAAUUAACUUAUUAAAGAAACCGAGUUCAUUUCUAAUAUACACAGCUCCAAAAAGAAACUUAAUGUCAUCGACUUUGGCACGUGCCGAAAGCUCUUCAGAAGACAGAGAAGGGGACGAAUCGGAAGUUGGUACACAAAAUUCUUCUUCUAAACUUAUGUUUCGGAAGCAGAAACUUGCUUUCUCAGCUGCAAAAAGAGACGAAAUAAAUCAGUCGAUAUACGAAGUCAUCAAAAGCGGCCGCUGGAACGAGGCUGUGGAUUUGGUUAAAGAUGAUGUGGUAUUGAACCACAUUGCUUUAAAGAAUUUUCGUCAAAUUGCAAGAUAUUUAUCUUCAGUUGGUCAGUCUGAGGAAGUGGCUAAUCUAUAUUUACGAUUUUAUGAGUUACGCACCUUCCCCAAUUUUCCUCAUACUGACGUUUUGCUAUGGUUUGAAUCAGCUUUAGAUGCUGAUCCAAAAACUGCUCUGCGUUUGAUUCAAACUUUUAGGAUAUUUCGUACAGCUUCUGUCUUUGAAAAGUUUUAUGGAUAUCUUAUCCGGAACGACAUUCCUCAUCGGAUACAAUUCCUGAUUUCUGCUUUAAACUACAUUGGCACAUCUUCGCGUUCCAUUCUUAGCCAUGAUCACCUUAAAGCUACUUGCGAUUUUGUAGCUAGUUGUGGGAAGCCAAAGGAAUUGUUGGUGCUGUUCCAUACUUUAUAUAGCAAAGGCUUUAUCUUAUCUGAACAUAUGUACGAACAAAUCAUGCAAGCUGCAUUUGUUGCUCGAGACCAUCAUUCUGCUGUAGAUAUUUUGGAUAAAAUGAGAAGAGACUUAAACUUUAUUGACUCUGUGCAUGUGGCUCUUGUUGUGGCAACAUUUGGUCGUCAAGGUCUUUAUAAGGAAGCACUAGAAUUCCUUUCCAAAUACGAAGAGAAGACCAACAUUAGCAGAGAAAAUGGCGCCAUACAAACGGCAUUAGCUUUUGCAUAUGCGCAAGGUGGAGAAGUGAAUCUUGCCAUUGAAACAAUUGAAACAGCUUUGGCUAAGCAGCAGCAAUUGGAUGUCAACUUAUUUGUUAAUUUGCUAUUUUCAGUAGGAUAUAGUAAGAAUGAAGAAACUCUGAUGCACUUGUUAAGGAUUGGUCGUUCAAAUGCAUCAUCAAAACAUGUUUAUUCGUUUUAUGAAUGGUCUUUAAGAGGAAUUGCAAAAACCGGAGACUUUCAACUAUUCCAACGUGUCUUGAAGGAUAUGAAACAACAUGAUGUGCCUGUCACCACCGAAUUGUUGACGUUACAAGUUCGAGUGGCCUGUGGAGCAGUCCGUCAACAAGACAAUGACGCCCUCGAGUUUAUAAAGGAUCCACAAGCCAUUAUUCGACAAGUGGAAUUUCAAGGUUUAGAAGUGACAGCCAAGUUGAUAGAAGCUUUGAUUGUUUCAUGUUGUUGGAGCCAAAAUUCCACAGCACCGCCCCUUCUCUUGGAAGAAAUGAAAAGAAGAUUAGGUGACUAUACACGUGUCGGUCUGCUGCAAUAUCAAAGAGUUUGUAAACAUUUAUCUCUUACUCCUGAGCAAAAAUAUAUGGAAGCUUUAAGUCAUUUUCAACCCACUUAGUUUAUCCUAUCCAGAAUAUAAUGUUUUUAUUUUGAUAGAGUAGCUAAUUGUCUACAACCUUUAUUUCCCUGAGUAAAUCCAUGGGAAAUAUGCAAACUCAUUUGUAAGAUUAGAAUGGAUAUGAACAAAAAUUCAUUAGUUGAUACGGAAUGACUAGGAAGAUAGACUUCUGGUGUUUUGGUGUAUGGGUUCAAGAGUUGCCCUUGAGAGGUUUCAAUAGUCUCUUUUGAAAAUUGCCGUUUUAGUAAGUGACCAGGAUAGAGAGAAAUAAAGGAAUAGGUUGAAAGUCUAGUAUAUAGAGAGUUAUGUUGUCGCUCACACUAAUUGAUGUUAGUCAA
Molecule: messenger RNA, 2125 nt
Organism: Galdieria sulphuraria
Lineage: Eukaryota; Rhodophyta; Bangiophyceae; Galdieriales; Galdieriaceae
Exons: 1
Coding region: 21-1787 (588 amino acids)
Molecular function (GO): protein binding
Source: RefSeq, a predicted model, not a curated record